Molecule: messenger RNA, 1065 nt
Organism: Knipowitschia caucasica
Lineage: Eukaryota; Metazoa; Chordata; Actinopteri; Gobiiformes; Gobiidae
Source: the annotation of a GenBank genome assembly
AUGGAAGCGUCCAGCGGCUCCAGUUUUGGAAUAGACACUAUUUUAUCCCACGCGUCUAACUCUGCCGUGCUGAUGAACGGAGACUUUCGCCUGAGCGACAGGAGCGCGGACUUUCGCCAACAGCAGACCCCGUCCCCAUGCUCGGACAUAGACACUGUGGGCACCGGCCCUUCGUCCCCCAUCUCCGUCACCAUGGAGUCCCCAGACGCGCUCUCACAGCACCUCCACCACCAUCACCACAACAGCCACGGGCCCGCCCCAGGGCUGCCGCUCUCCCCACAACCCCAGCUCCAACAGCCGCUCAACGGGGCCCCCAGGACUGCCACCUCCUCCUUCCUCAUUAAAGACAUUCUGGGAGACAGCAAACCGCUGGCUGCGUGUGCGCCCUACAGCACCAGUGUGUCCUCCCCGCAUCACACCCCCAAAGCCGAAUGUGCCACGGCCCAGGACGCCUUCAGGCCCAAGCUGGAGCAGGAUGACAACCGCAAGUUACUGGACAAGAGAGACGAGCUGCAGGGCGAGCUCAAGUGCAACGAAGAGGGAGACCGGGAGAUCUCCAGCAGCAGAGACAGUCCACCUUCGCGCUCCAAAAAGCCCCGAAAAGCACGCACCGCCUUCACCGACCACCAGCUCAACCAACUGGAGCGCAGCUUUGAGCGGCAGAAAUACCUCAGCGUCCAGGACCGUAUGGACCUGGCUGCUGCACUCAACCUGACCGACACACAAGUCAAGACCUGGUACCAGAACAGACGGACCAAGUGGAAGAGGCAAACGGCGGUGGGAUUGGAGCUGCUGGCGGAGGCGGGGAACUACUCGGCCUUACAGAGGAUGUUCCCUUCGCCCUACUUCUACCACCCCAGCCUGCUGGGCUCCGUGGACAGCACCACGGCCGCUGCUGCCGCUGCCGCCAUGUACAACAGCAUGUACCGGACUCCUUCCGCUCCACACCCCGGUCUGCAGAGACCUCUGGUCCCCCGGGUGCUCAUACACGGCUUAGGCCCGGGCGGGCAGCCGGCUCUGAACCCUCUAUCUAACCCUAUGAACGGCACGCCGCACCCGCGGUAG